AUGUGGUCGAUCCCCCCUGCCAGUAUAUUUGGCGAUGGCAAGGAAUCCGACGAACUUGCAACAAAUGGUGAAGAAGAUAGCCACAGCACCAGCCGUCAUCUAAUUAAUCUCAGCAAUGAAAAAAAUCCCACAUUUGAGACUCUACCGCCCGAAUUGCGAUCUCAAGUUCUCUCCAAUGUCCGAGAUCUACGCACACUGAAAUCGCUUGUCCGCGCCUCGCCCGCAUACCACGAACAAUACAGAUUGAAUCGCGACCGCUUUCUUCAGAAUUGUCUGGAGUACGAGCUGGACGGCCUUUAUGUCGACGGCGUGGCCACACUCAAAUCUCGUGUUCGCGAGCUAGGCCGAAGGCGGACCGACGAGACCAUUACCGCCUUCCUGGGUUCCUACCGAUGUUGGAUAUCAGGUCAUGAUUCCGCUGCAAAUGUCCCGUCGCUUAACUCCUCAGACAUCCACUGGCUUUGUGCCUUCCACCUGUCAGUUGCAGUACCACUGGCCAAUUUGUUCUGCCAAUGGGCCCUCGCCAAUCUUGAAAGGGCUGCGGCUUCUUCUGCUGAGGAGGCAGCCCAGGAUGAGCCACAAAUAUCGAUGGGUUUCUCUGUGCUGUCCAAAAGCGAGCGAAUCCGCCCUUGGGAAGCUGAGGAAGUUGGGUGCAUCGACUUUUUUAUCAGGAGCAAGUACACGGAUAUUUUCAACGAAGUCAAGGCGGACCUCCAUCCAGACAGCCCUAGAUUCGAUGACGACAGGGGCCCGGGAUGCUGCCCGGAUCCUGACGGUUCUUAUGAGCUGGAUACUUUCUGGAAUGAUUAUAUGGAAGGCACCGUUUCGCGCGGUAUCAAGAUGACAGCACGACUCCUAGCAAUCGAUAAGCAUGAUCAACUCGUUGACAAGAUGGCUCGCUGUCUCACUCCCUGUCAAUACCUAGACGCGUCUAUAAACGCGUCCUUGAGUACUUUGGCGCAAGCUGACAGACGAGAGGAGCUCAACCACACCCCCAAUGCUAAGGACGACGCCGAGGGACGCGAUCCCUUGUCAUUCCCCGGGGAUACGAUGCCACCGAGAGGACCACCCCUGGCCUGGGUGCUCUUGUGGGGAGGCAAAUACGUCAACAUCUUUGGAGAAUAUGUACCAGGGCCACUGAAGGCUUAUGGAUGGGUUAUGUGGGAUGAACGUCGCCUAGUUGAUAUGCGUGUGAAAAAACUCAUCACUGACCAGUGGAAGACAGCGCCGGAGCUUGUGGACGAAAUUCAACAAGACUAUCCCUGGCUGAGUGACGUAGGAAAAGAUCCACGCAAGAAGAGCUCGUGA
Diaporthe amygdali is the source of this 1308-nucleotide messenger RNA. RefSeq lists its product as uncharacterized. The transcript is spliced from 4 exons. The record is from RefSeq and is a predicted model, not a curated record. Lineage: Eukaryota; Fungi; Ascomycota; Sordariomycetes; Diaporthales; Diaporthaceae. The coding region runs from base 1 to 1308 and encodes 435 amino acids.